This is a messenger RNA of Physella acuta, 1898 nucleotides long. RefSeq names its product meiosis regulator and mRNA stability factor 1-like. Gene Ontology annotation, molecular function: RNA nuclease activity; CCR4-NOT complex binding. Gene Ontology annotation, cellular component: peroxisome; cytoplasm. The record is from RefSeq and is a predicted model, not a curated record. Gene Ontology annotation, biological process: regulation of gene expression. Lineage: Eukaryota; Metazoa; Mollusca; Gastropoda; Physidae.
AAAAGAAUUUAUCGGAAUGGAUUAGGGUAUGGGUCGACUGUCAUGGUAAUCUGAUUGUGUAUACUUUACGUUUGAGUAUUGCAGUUGUUAAAAAUACAACAGUUGAGAUUCAGUUGAGGUAAACAAGCUCAGCAGGAAUAGAUACAGAAUGGAUAAACGAAACCCAAAAUAUACGGCAAAUUUAAGCAUACAAAAAGUGGAACAUUUCGCCAACGACAGAAGCACUAUCCAUGUCAGCCAUGUAACCAGCAAUGAAAGAGCAAAGACCGUCGGCAUUUUUUGGGAUCUUCAGAACUGUUGUGUACCAAAAGGAAAGUCAGUUUUAGAACUGGUCGAGAAGAUAAGAAAAACCUUCAUUCCCGAGGACUCGGAAUUUGAACUCAAGACGUUUGCUUGCGUGUGUGACACGAAAAAAGAAUCACAAAUGACUAUCAAAGAUUUAAAUAGUGGAACAGUAAGCAUCCUACAUGUUGAUGCUGAUGCCAAAAAUGCUGCUGAUGAAAAAAUUAAAGGUCUAAUGGAUGAAUUUGUAAAAGAUGCACCAACAGGAUCUAAAGUGGUAUUGAUCUCAAGCGACGUCAACUUUUCCGACAAGCUCUCCCAUUUUAAAAACAAGUGCAAACUUCAAGUUGCCCUGGUGCAUGAAGAGAAGGCAAACCCAGCUCUCUUGCAACACGCGACACAAACGUUUCGCUGGGAGGAUCUCACACAUGACUUAUCCGAUAGAUCUGGAUAUCUUGACACUUCGGAUCCUAUUCUAAUAAUCGACGGCUACAAAAUCAGCAGUUCCAGCGAUAAGGAGAAAAUAAAACUUGAGCUUGAAAUAUUAACUCAACCCUGGAAAGGCAAAGUACAACCUGUUGGAAAUAAAUUUACGAUUGUUUCAUUGGAUGAUAAGAAUAAUUUAGAGAGUGCUAAGAACACAAUUAAUGGAAAAACCGUUCUAGGACAGAUUAUCAACGUAGCACUACUGGAGGAAUCCUGCUACAAGACAGCUGUAGAAAAACAAAUAAAUGCCAACAAACAAGGUGUUAGUGAAACAAAGCUUAGUAAAAAUGAAAGAAAAGGUUCUGCUAAAAGGGACACGCAAACUAAUUUACUAGACAUAGCUUCAGAGAGUGCUAGUGUAUGCACCACCCUCGUCCGAGAAGGCUGCGCUAAAAAAGGCGCACAGCCAAUACCAUCAACAGUUGAAAAUGCAGUUCGAGGUUUUGGACUAUUUUGGGAUUUUGAAUCGUGUUCAGUACAACCAGGACAGAUAUCAAUCACGUUGCAAACAAUAUUGCACAGAUUCUGCCUUGCUGAGUUUAGACUUAUUGAAAAUCUGUGUGUCUGCGACGUUAGGCAACAACCUGAUUUAAUUUUGAAAGAAAUGGCUGAUUGUCAAUUAAAAACUGUGCACAGCAUCGAAAACCCAAGUGACACAAUGAAAAAUUGUUUAUUGGACUUCAAUGCACAAUGUGGGGUAGGAACCAAAGUUGUUGUCAUUUCAGGAAAACCUGAGGAGCUACGUUUAACUGACAUGAAACACAACAAAAAAGUGUAUAUUGUUCUCAUUCAUAAUAUAGAGAACCCGACAAUUUGCUUGGAUUUGUUUGCCACACAGCAUCUCAUGUUGUCUGAAUUGUUUCAGCCGAGUGACUAACUUGUUAAAAGAAACACUAUCAAAAACAUCACCAAUAAUGAUUUUUAAUUUUCAAACUGUUAGUAACAGAUUAGAUAUAUUUUUCAAAUGUAAAUGUUAUUUUCGAAAACGCACUGUUAGCACUGUUUCGAAGCACAAUCCAAGAACAAUACAAGUAACUGUGCACAUAUUAUUACAAAUUUAGGAGUUCAGUAGAUAAUUGUCUCGGAAUUAUAAAAAUAUAUCUGUGUGGUGUAGCUUUGGUGAGGAAUGA